CCAAAUCAAAUACACAAAACAAGCAGGAAUUGCUCGUUAUUGGAGAAAAACGUUGUUUUGCUUCUAUUUUAUUACUUGCAGAUGUCGUAUUUGUAUUUUUGAAGACAUUUAUGUUUAAUUGAAUAAAUAAAUAUUUAGUUUGAGCGUGUUUGCAACCGUAAGCUACGCGAGAGUUUAGCUUUAACGCUCUGCUCUCUUUACCGCGUUAUUUGGUUUUUUUUUGUUAGUUUGUUUUGAAGUUUUUGGUGAAAACAAACUGAGUCGUGUGAGUUUCUUUCGUAGAAACUGUGAAUGUAAACUUCCUGGAUGAAUCCACGCUGACGGCCUCCACCGACCACGCAGCUCUGCUAGCUAACGUAGCUGCUAGCUAGCUAGCUAGCCAGCUUGACUUCACUUUUUUCCCCGUGUCUCUACUUUUUUGCUCCCUCUGAAUAUGUUUGGUUCAUCGAGAUCUGGAGGCAUCCGCGGAGGUCAAGACCAGUUCAACUGGGAUGACGUGAAAGUCGAUAAACACAGAGAAAAUUAUCUCGGAAACUCCUUGAUGGCUCCCGUCGGCCGAUGGCAGAAAGGCAAAGAUCUGACCUGGUAUGCAAAGGACAAGAAAGGUGGAGCACCUCUGUCCAAACAAGAGGAACUGGCUGCAGUCAGAGCAGCAGAGGAGGAGGCGCUGAUGGCUGCCCUAGGCCAUAAAAAUAUAAAGAGACAACCAACAGGACUUACUAAAGAGGAUCUUGUGGAGGUUUGUCGGAGAGACGAGGUUGAUGGUGAAGAGAAGAACGUGGAUCGUAUCUCAGGUUUGGGAAGCUCCAGUGUGGGGUCACGAAAAAUGGUGCUGUCCCAGAAAGAAAAGGAAGCGGCUAAAAUGGGCCUGCAAAUUUUUACA
Oryzias melastigma (Indian medaka) is the source of this 883-nucleotide messenger RNA. RefSeq names its product multiple myeloma tumor-associated protein 2 homolog. The record is from RefSeq and is a predicted model, not a curated record. NCBI's taxonomy places the organism in Eukaryota, Metazoa, Chordata, Actinopteri, Beloniformes, Adrianichthyidae.